AUGGCGCCAAAAAAGAAGCAAGAGAAGAUGAACCUGGGGGAGUUCCUGACCAACCAGUCCUUGGGAUCAUGGGCAGACGAGAUGGAUGCCCAGCCAAUGCCCUCGGCGACAUCUGGCUACAGUGUUAACCGGGAUAGAGGUGACAGAGAUCGUGACGGUGGAGAGAAGCGCUCUUUCACGCAACCAGCGUGGGAGUCGGCCCGUGGUGGAGCAAGCACCGGCGGCGGUAUGGGUAUGGGUGGAGGUAUGGGCGAUAGAGGUGCAAGCUACGACCGUCCACGAUACAACGACCGCGAGCAGCUGCCUCUCCCGACUCGUCCUCCUUACACCGCCCAUCUAGGCAACUUGACCUAUGAUGUCUCACAAGCUGAUGUUGAGGGGUUUCUUUCCGAUUGCGAGGUCACGAGUGUCCGCCUCGUCGAGGACAAGUUUGAUCGCAAGCCGAAAGGCUUCGGUUAUGUCGAGUUUGGCAGCCUCGAAGGGCUGAAGACUGCCUUGACCAAGUCCGAGUCCUCUUUCAUGGGACGCAACGUCAAGAUUAGCGUCGCCGAGCCGCCGAAGGACCGCCCAGAAUCAUCCCGCGAUUUCUCCGACUGGUCUCGCAAAGGUCCUCUGCCAGAGCUUCCACAAAACACUCGCCAGCCUUCGGGCCGUGGCUUUGGUCGCAGCUUUGACGACCGCUCAGAUGCCGGUAGCGAGCGUGGUGGCAGCAGACGUCCUGCAUUCUUCGAAGGUGACAGCAAGCCUCGCGACCUCGGCAACUGGGAGCGCAAGGGUCCUCUCUCGCCAGUGCCAGGUGUAGGACCACCCGUCCGUGACGGUGGCAGGCUAAGGGAAGGCCCACCAUCGGGCGAGAGGAGAAGAAGCCCGGCAUGGGGUGAAGGCAGAUCUGAUGCAGGUUCGAGGCCACCAAGGAAGGAGUUCGAGGCAGCGAAACCGGCAGUUGAGCGUGCUCCAACUGCGGCAGAGCAGGACAACCAGUGGCGUUCGCGCAUGCAGCCAGAUCAGCCUGCUACACCUGCUGCAGAGGAGCCGAAGCCAUCAGCACCCACAUCGCCAGUCCCACAAGCGCCGAAAGAGCGCCCACGACUGAACCUCGCCAAGCGUACUGUCUCCACAGCUGAGCCAGCGGAGGGUGGUGCAUCAUCUGCUUCUGACUCAAAGGCAUCACCAUUCGGCGCAGCUCGACCAAUCGACACUGCAGCCAAGGAGCGUGAGCUUGAGGGGAAGCGCGAGAUCGCUCUCCGUCAGAAGUCUGAGGCUGAUGCCAAGGCUAAGGAGGAGAAGGCUGCACAAGAUGCUGCAACUCGAGCUGCUCGUGCUGAGCGUGCAGACAAGGGUCAGGCUCAGGAGGAAGUCUCAUCGCCGACUGGUAAUGCGCCGCAGCGUAACAACGACCGUGGCCCUCGUCGCCCAUCCCGUCAACAGAGUCAGCAGAACGGCGCUCGUGGAAGCCAGCCAAAGGAGAACGGUGACACACCACCACAGAAGGAGCGUCCCAACUUCAGCAUCUUGUCCCACGAAGGCGAGAGCGGGGAAGAAGAUGCAGCUGCGCAAGAAGAGCAUGAAGGCGAGCUAGACGCUCCCGACGGCGCCGCGAACGGCAUCAUCACUGGCGACAAAGAGACCAAGCCCCAGGAGAUCACCCGCGAGGUGCCCAAGAACGGCGCAGCGCAGGAUGCCGACACAACAGCCGAGGCAAUGGAAGACGAUGGCUGGAGCACCGUCGCCGCCAAGCCAAAGAGUGGUCGUCGUGGUGGUCAGCGCGCCAUGGCUUCUUAG
Messenger RNA from Recurvomyces mirabilis, 1782 nucleotides. RefSeq names its product Eukaryotic translation initiation factor 4B (gene TIF3). Lineage: Eukaryota; Fungi; Ascomycota; Dothideomycetes; Mycosphaerellales; Teratosphaeriaceae. Gene Ontology annotation, molecular function: RNA binding. Bases 1 to 1782 code for a protein of 593 amino acids. The transcript is spliced from 4 exons. Gene Ontology annotation, cellular component: nucleolus. The record is from RefSeq and is a predicted model, not a curated record.